AUGGAAUCAACGAGCAUCUCACCAAAGCAUGCAGCGCUUCAAUGCCACCAAGACGACCAGGCCCUUAUAAGAGCUGCAGUCACUGGUGGUCCGAGGACAUUGCGGAAUUGUGCCGAACGGCGGUCUUCUCCCACUGCAGACGGAGGUACCAAGCAAAAAUCUGGAGAAAUGGACCAAAUGGUAGCCGUGAUGCAAGGAUUGAGUAUACUACGGUGA
Macrosiphum euphorbiae (potato aphid) is the source of this 216-nucleotide messenger RNA. The record is from the annotation of a GenBank genome assembly. Lineage: Eukaryota; Metazoa; Arthropoda; Insecta; Hemiptera; Aphididae.